Molecule: messenger RNA, 4759 nt
Organism: Kockovaella imperatae
Lineage: Eukaryota; Fungi; Basidiomycota; Tremellomycetes; Tremellales; Cuniculitremaceae
Product: C2 domain-containing protein
Exons: 11
Coding region: 90-4649 (1519 amino acids)
Molecular function (GO): lipid binding
Source: RefSeq, a predicted model, not a curated record
CCCAUGUUCAACCAACCUGCUUCUCGCCCUCACUCGUCCUCUUUCACCCUUCUUCACCACUUUGUCAGCUCCGCAGGCUCUGAUGGCAGAUGUCUGGCAUCAUCAAGUCGCUUGAUCAUGCACUCGGAUCUCACAAGUCCAACGAUGUGGCUUCCACAAAUCCAGCUGCGUCGACCACUGCGGAAGGACCGACCGUAGGCGGUCUCCUCAAGGCUGAUGCGGAAAGAGGUGCAGCCGUGCAUGCCUUUGAUCCCGAUGCGACACCCGAAGAAAAGGCUGCUGCUGCCGGCAAGGCUCGAGCUCAACUACAGGCUAUCCCUGGAACUGAACAUCUGAAGCAUCGGCGAUCCGCCCUGGGAGGUCGAGCCGUCGCCAUUGACACCUCGACUACCAAUGGUGCUCCAGCUCCCACUAUCACAAUGGCUGACAUCGAUCACGCCUCUCGCGCCGAGGGGCAAGAGGUUGGUGGACAGUCGGUCCCAGGUGCUAUCCCCACCGGUGCUGCGCCUCCAGUUCCCAAAUGGCUGCAGGUUGGAUGGAAAGAGGUAGCAGGUGCCGCGUUGAGCGGAUCAGAUGAGCAUCAGAGAGAUUUGGGCAUAUUGGCUCAUUACGUCUCGGACCAAGCGUACGGAGCGUGGUACCACAACGCGGCCAUUAUCCUCUUCGCCGUCCUCACCACGCGCUUCAUCACCGUCAUCCAUCUCGGAUGGGGUUGGGUGAUCUGCAUUCUUGCCUCUUGCGCCGCCUACUACACCCUGUCUAUGCAACGAACACGUGCUCGCGCAAGAGACGACAUUCAAAGGGAGCUGGUCAAGACGAGAUUGGUCACAGAAACGGAAAGUGCAGACUGGCUCAACGGAUUCCUAGAUCGAUUCUGGUUGAUCUACGAGCCUGUCCUGAGUCAAACGAUCGUGGCCAGCGUCGAUGCCGUGCUCGCAGCCAGCACACCGAGCUUCCUGGAAAGCAUUAGAUUGACGACGUUCACGCUUGGAACCAAGGCGCCUCGCAUUGACUUUGUUCGGACCUUCCCAAAGACUCCAGAGGAUACGGUCAUCAUGGACUGGGCAUUGUCAUUCACUCCCAAUGACCUCAUGGAUAUCACUCCUCGACAGGCCGCUAAGAGGGUGAAUCCAAAGGUCGUGCUCAGCAUCCGCGUAGGGAAAGGCGCCGUGUCCAAAAAUUUACCCAUCUUGCUAGAGGAUAUGAGCUUCACCGGUCGGAUGCGAGUCAAACUCAAACUCAUGACCAACUUCCCACACGUUCAGACCGUGGAGUUGAGUUUUAUACAGAAACCGACCUUCGAUUACGUGCUCAAGCCCCUUGGAGGCGAAACGUUUGGUUUCGAUAUCAACAACAUCCCUGGCCUGGCGCCCUUCAUCCGUGACCAAGUGCAUGCAAACCUUGGACCGAUGAUGUACGAUCCCAACGUCUUCACCAUCGAUCUCCAAGCACUUCUAUCAGGUACGCCGUUGGAUGCUGCCAUUGGUGUUCUCAAGGUCACUGUCACCGAUGCACGGGGUAUUAAAGCGGUCAAAUUUGGCGGCGGUGCUCCCGAUCCUUACGUUUCGAUCGGGCUUGGAGCCAAACCGCCGAUUGCCAAGACUCAAACUAUACCAUCCAGUCAUAAUCCUUCUUGGAAUGAGACCAAAUUCAUUCUGAUCACGACUCUUGCGGACGUUCUGAAUCUUGGCUUGUGGGACUACAACGAGCACCGCCCAGACAACCAUCUAGGCGCGGUCACUCAAGAACUCGCCACGUUGAAGGAGGACGCAGAACAAGAAGGCCUCGUCGGCAAGAUCAUAAGCGGCGGUAAGGAGCGUGGAGAGCUGCGAUACGACUUGUCCUACUUUCCCGUCCUUCAGCCACAAAAAGCUGCAGAUGGGACGAUUGAACCAUUGCCAGAUACGGAGACUGGUAUCGUCCGUUUCACCAUUCACCAGGCCAAGGACCUCGAUAUCUCUCGAGAGCAUGGCGACCUCAGUCCGUUUGUCAAGGUUUUCCUCGGCUCGAGCCAACAGCCUGUUCACACCACACCUAUCCUGAAGAAUACCUCGAAUCCCAUAUGGGAGUCACACUGCGAAUUCCUUGUACCAGAGAAACACAAGAGCAUUAUCACGCUUCAAGUCAUCGACAAUAAGGAAUGGGGCUCUGAUCCUAAGCUCGGUCGACUCUCCGUCAAGCUGACUGAUCUUAUCGAGGCGAGGGAACGCCAGCAGGACUGGUACCCGCUUCAGGAAUGUCGGGCAGGGAGAAUCCGUCUUACCACCGAAUGGAAGCCCGUGGCUAUGGCUGGAUCAAUGGAGGGAGCCGGGACAUACGUUCCUCCCAUCGGUAUCCUCCGGCUCUGGCUCAAGAAAGCUAUCGAUGUCAAGAACGUAGAGGCUGCUCUAGGCGGCAAAUCGGAUCCCUACGUGCGUGUCUUGCGAAACAACAUCGUUUUGGCGAGAACAGAGGUCAUCAACAACAAUCUCAAUCCAGAAUGGGAUCAAAUCGUCUAUGUGCCUGUCAAGAACCUCCGACAAUCGCUCAUUCUCGAGCUCAUGGAUUAUCAAAACAUUGGCAAAGAUCGCUCACUGGGUUACACCGAAAUCAAGGUUGGCGACUUUGUCUCCGAAAGUAGCGAUCAAAAGUAUCCCUUUGUGUCCAAGGGCACAAGAGAGAUGAGCGACAAGAUCAAGAUUGACCGAGUCAACUAUAAGGGCACCCUAAUCUACCAGGUCGAUUUCAAGCCUGCUAUGUCUCUAAGAGGCGGUGUCUCCUUCGAUCCCCAGGAGAAUGCCUUGGACGCCGCGGCGGAAGCAGAAAGCGCCAGACAGCGAAAGGAGAGCGAAACUGCAGGCGUGCCUGCGGCUGAGACAUCAGGAAACGGCUUGCGCCACAAGCCAUCCGUGUCCAUCGCUUCGGAAGCCAGCAAGCAGAGCAAAGCUAGCGAGUCUAAAGCAGGCGGAGAAGCUACUGCGGCGGAGAAUCCCGAGGUAGGAGUGGUGAUGUCUGAUGAGGAGCUCAUGGCCUCUCAAUCCGGUGUCCUCGUUUUCCAAGUGAUCUCUGGUCAGCUUGCGCGCAAGGGAUCGCUCGAAAUCUUAUUCGACGAUGGCUACUGGCCCAGCUUUACCACCGCAAGAGCAAGGAGUAGUCAUCCGACAUGGGAUCAGAUUGGUGAAGGCUUCGUCCGGGAGCUUGACUUUAGCCGCAUAUGGUUGAGGAUCAACGCUGGUGACGAUUCCUCUAACGAAGAGAUUGUUGCCGAGUUCAAGUGCGACACCAAGUCAUUCCUUGAGAAGUGCAUGAAAAAGUCCUGUGACUUUUUGCUCUCGCAAGCCGAUGGAUCCAAUCGGUCCAUGAUCACGCUGAGCGCGAGGUACAUCCCCGUGGACAUCAAGCUGGAACCUAGGGAGAGUAUAAACAACAUGGGUGUUCUACGUGUCGAAGUGAUUGGUGCCAAGGGUCUUGCUGCGGCCGACAGGAGCGGAAAGUCUGAUCCCUACAUCAUCUUCACCCUGAACGGUCAACGGGUAUUCAAGUCUGAAACAAAGAAGAAGACAUUGUCACCGGUGUGGAACGAAAGCUUUGAGACGCUUGUACCGAGCCGCGUGGCCGCCAAACUCCACUUUGAGAUUAAUGAUUGGGACCGGGUCGGUUCGGCGACACCUCUGGGUGAUGGCCCGAUUGACCUCGCCGCUUUGGAGCCAUUCGAAUCGACGAAUAUCGAACUGCCCGUGAAUAAUCCGAGGGGUUCAGAAAAGGGCACGCUUUCCCUCAGACUCUUGUUCCAACCUGAGAUCAUUGCCCGAACUCGUCAAAAGACCAGCACUUUUUCAAUGGCCGGUCGUGCGGUAACCCAAAUUGGUGCUCUACCAUUCGCGGCUGGCAAGGGAGUCGUGCAUGGUGGAGGAGCAGUAGCUAUGGGCGUUGGUCAUGGUCUAGGGACAGUCGGCGGGUUCGCAGGACGACAUAUGGGUCUGAUCAAGAAGAAGGACGCAUCUGGGAAAGAGGUCCUCGCCGCUGCAGAUGGAACAGUGGUGAAUGGAACGCAUGAUGCUGGAUUCGAUGUCCCUGCUGGACAGACAUCCCAACCUGUGGAUGCGGAGGGAGUCAACGCGGAUGGUCUUCCCGUAGGAGCCGCCGCGACCACUCCGCCGCCUCGUCCGGCCACGGAGCCUGGGGUUCUGAAUGUGACCGUCAUGGGUGCCAAAGAUCUCAAGAGCGAUGAGGGGAGUGGACUGAAAUCGUUUGUCCAACUGAGAAUGGCUGGCAAGGCUCAUAAAACGGAUCAUGUGAAGGGCUUGCAGCCUGAAUGGAACGAGAGUUUUAGUUUUAAUGUGGCCCCCGGUACGUCUACACUUCAGGUAGCCGUCAUGGAGCACCACACGUUUGGCAAGGACGCCGAGGUUGGCGAAGCUGAGGUGGACAUUUGGACCCAUAUCCAACCCGCGAUUCCCAACGCGGAUGUCUGGAUCGAGCUCAAGAACGGCACGGGUUUGCUGAGACUGCGCCUCGAUUGGAAUACGAGUUCAGCGCCGGGCAGUGCUACCGCCAUGGACAAGAAGCUCAAAGGACGGAGUCCAAGCAUCAUUUCGAAGAGGAGCCAUAGCAGAUUCUCUUUAUCGGCAUUGACCCCGACCAAGAAGGAGCAUCAGGAUGUGUCAUAGGUACCGCGAGGGGCAUCGCUAUGACAGACACGACAUGACGACCGCUAGAAGGAUCUGGGGUGGAUACAGGUACAUAUUUCAUUAUAGGGAUUUAGACCAAGGCAUGGAUA